Notechis scutatus (mainland tiger snake) is the source of this 2356-nucleotide messenger RNA. It is a transcript of the gene PISD, whose product is annotated as phosphatidylserine decarboxylase. Gene Ontology annotation, cellular component: mitochondrion. NCBI's taxonomy places the organism in Eukaryota, Metazoa, Chordata, Lepidosauria, Squamata, Elapidae. The record is from RefSeq and is a predicted model, not a curated record. Gene Ontology annotation, biological process: phosphatidylethanolamine biosynthetic process. Gene Ontology annotation, molecular function: phosphatidylserine decarboxylase activity.
GUGAGAGGAGCCUUUGCUUUGUCUCUGCAGAAGGAUGUGAUACGGUGCCUGUUUGUUUGCACUAGCUGAGACCCUCCUAAGAGCGAGAGGCAGGGCCAGUCGGAGGAUAUACCUGCAGGAGAACUUGGGAGCCGUGACUGCGCUUCCUCCUUGCCUCCUCCUCCUUUCCCGCUGCUGCUGCUGCUGGAGCCAGGGGGGGAAAGAAGCAAGAGAGAGAGAGAGAGAGAGAGAGACGAACUACGUCUCAGCCUGACAGCCCCAGGAUGUGUCAGUCAAGCGCCUUGCAGGGACCAGAGCUGCACUCAGGGAAAUGGUGAGAUGCUGCAAAGCUUUACCUAACCCUCCUCCCUCUUGCUGCAACCUCCACAAAGUUAAAAUCCAUGUCCGGAGGCUGCGCUCAGGAAACGGUGGCGGGAGCUGCUGCUGUGCCGGGGAGCGGCACCCACAGCUGGAAAGCCCGGCCCCAGCUGGGAGCACCCCAAAUAGGAAAGCCCGUUUCAGGUUGCAAUUUCCCCAGCUGGCCCUGAGGCGGAGGUUGGGCCAGCUGAGCUGUAUGUCUAGGCCCGCUCUGAAACUUCGUUCUUGGCCUCUGACUAUUCUCUAUUAUCUCCUGCCUUUCGGUGCUCUUAAACCUUUGACCAGAGUCAGAUGGAGGCCUGUGAGCCGGGUCUCCCUGUACAAGUCAGUGCCAACCCGCCUGCUCUCCCGUGCGUGGGGCCGGCUGAACAACGUGGAGCUGCCCACCUGGCUGCGGAAGCCCGUCCUGAGCCUCUACAUCUGGACCUUUGGGGUGAACAUGAAGGAGGCGGCCGUGGAAGACCUCCAUCACUACCGGAACCUGAGUGAAUUUUUCCGACGGAAGCUGAAACCCCAGGCGAGGCCCGUCUGCGACCGGCACAGCGUGAUCAGUCCUUCGGACGGAAAGAUCCUCAGUUUUGGGCAAGUGAAGAACUGUGAAGUGGAACAAGUCAAAGGCAUCACUUACUCCCUCCAGUCCUUCCUGGGUCCCCAUGCCAAUCACGACGACUGCCAAAACGACCCAACUUCCUGUUGCGAGUCCUUCCAAAAACAGCUGGUCACAAAAGACAGCAAUGAGCUGUUCCAUUGUGUGAUAUACCUGGCCCCCGGAGACUACCACUGCUUCCACUCCCCCACUGACUGGAAGGUCUCUCAUCGGCGUCACUUCCCAGGUGCCCUGAUGUCUGUGAACCCUGGCGUAGCACGUUGGAUCAAAGAACUGUUCUGCCACAACGAGCGGGUCGUCCUGUCGGGCUACUGGAAACACGGCUUCUUCUCCUUGACAGCAGUGGGAGCUCAGAACGUGGGAUCCAUCCGCAUUUACUGCGAUCAGAAGCUGCAGACCAACAGCCCUCGCUACAGCAAAGGCUCCUUCAACGACUUCAGCUUUGUGACCGGCAAGGACCACGAAGGGAUUCCCAUGAGGAAAGGAGAACAUUUAGGCGAAUUCAACUUGGGCUCAACAAUCGUUCUGAUCUUUGAGGCGCCCAAAGAUUUUAACUUCUACUUGAAGCCUGGCCAGAAAAUCCGCUUUGGGGAAGCUUUGGGGUCCCUCUGAGGCCUGGGAGGUCAGAGGGGAGGGUUUUUCUCUAUGGACAGGGACUCCGUUCACACAAGGAAGCCGUUCAGUAUGGUGGAGUAUUUGCUCAGCGGGACCUGAGUGAAGGGAACGAGUCCUUCGUCUCCACUUGGGGGUGCCGGGCCCGUCUCACCGUGAGGGUUGCGGGUUGACCGGGGACCGUGGCCCUUAAGAACGCGGAUCGGGUGGUUUUCCUUCCCUCCGGGCUCUGGAACGGCGGCAGGUUCUUACCCUGGCUCCACCUGCAGCAGCAGCAGCCGCCGCCUGCCUCUGCGCUGCUCCUCCAGCUCUGCACUGAGAUGCCCUAAGCUCUGCAGUCCAGAGGAAGAGGAAGGGCAGGAGGAGGCACCCGUCUUUAAAGGGACAGGACUCAACCAAUUUUUCAGUCCAAUCCCAGAGAAGGGAGAGGGCUAAUCAGAAAGAAAAUGCAGCUUGAAAUCCGAUUUUAAGAAACAUGCCCAAAACCUAAUUCUCUCCCUUUAAAGCAGAGGUUUGCGCUGUCUCCUCCGUGUUCAGCGUUGCACUUGCUUUGGACUGGAGGAGCCCAGCUGGCCUCUUCCUCUAGCUUACUCCAACUUCCAAAACUGUCUUGCUGUGCUGGGCCUUCACUUUUUCUGUGUUGCACAGGGGAGGGAGGGGAGGGGGGAUAUCAGAUUGCCUCUCUUGAACCUGGCUUGCCAAAACACACACCAGUCCAAGGGAUCAGAGUUUGCUUCUCUUCCCUCUGUGCGGGGAAGUGGACUCUGCCCGGCACCCCUU